This is a messenger RNA of Rangifer tarandus platyrhynchus (Svalbard reindeer), 1011 nucleotides long. Lineage: Eukaryota; Metazoa; Chordata; Mammalia; Artiodactyla; Cervidae. The record is from the annotation of a GenBank genome assembly.
AUGUCUCAGGCUGUGCAGACAAAUGGAACUCAACCAUUAAGCAAAACAUGGGAACUCAGUUUAUAUGAACUACAACGAACACCUCAGGAGGCAAUAACAGAUGGCUUAGAAAUUGUGGUUUCACCUCGAAGUCUACACAGUGAAUUAAUGUGCCCAAUUUGUUUGGAUAUGUUGAAGAACACCAUGACUACAAAAGAGUGCUUACAUCGUUUUUGUGCAGACUGCAUUAUCACAGCCCUCAGAAGUGGCAAUAAAGAAUGCCCUACCUGUCGGAAAAAGCUAGUUUCCAAAAGAUCACUAAGACCAGACCCAAACUUUGAUGCACUCAUCAGCAAAAUUUAUCCAAGUCGUGAUGAGUAUGAAGCUCAUCAAGAAAGAGUAUUAGCCAGGAUCAACAAGCACAAUAAUCAGCAAGCACUCAGUCACAGCAUUGAGGAAGGACUGAAGAUACAGGCUAUGAACAGAUUACAGCGAGGGAAGAAACAACAGAUUGAAAAUGGUAGUGGAGCAGAAGACAAUGGAGACAGUUCUCACUGUAGUAACGCAUCCACGCACAGCAAUCAGGAAGCAGGACCUAGUAACAAACGGACCAAAACAUCUGAUGAUUCUGGGCUUGAGCUUGAUAAUAAUAAUGCAACAGUGGCAAUUGACCCAGUAAUGGAUGGCGCUAGUGAAAUUGAAUUAGUAUUCAGGCCUCAUCCCACACUUAUGGAAAAAGAUGACAGUGCACAGACAAGAUACAUAAAGACUUCAGGUAAUGCCACUGUUGAUCACUUAUCCAAGUAUCUGGCUGUGAGGUUAGCUUUAGAAGAACUUCGAAGCAAGGGAGAAUCAAACCAGAUGAACCUUGAUACAGCCAGUGAGAAGCAGUAUACCAUUUACAUAGCAACAGCCAGUGGCCAGUUCACUGUGUUAAAUGGCUCUUUUUCUUUGGAAUUGGUCAGUGAGAAAUACUGGAAGGUGAACAAACCCAUGGAACUUUAUUAUGCACCCACAAAGGAGCACAAAUGA